Molecule: messenger RNA, 2428 nt
Organism: Myripristis murdjan (pinecone soldierfish)
Lineage: Eukaryota; Metazoa; Chordata; Actinopteri; Holocentriformes; Holocentridae
Exons: 5
Coding region: 308-1573 (421 amino acids)
Source: RefSeq, a predicted model, not a curated record
UUUGGCUGUGUCUUUUUGUCUGACUCUCUCUGAUCAUGCAGCGUAGCCUCUGCUAGGCUGGAGACAGAGCAGGACCAGAGGAGGAUUCACAUCUAGCGAGCGGCCACAACUCAACUUGCAGCGGAGAGGACGCAUGUGUUCGGCCGCACUGGUCUAGAGAGCCUGCCCGGUGCCUGGAUUUCCUGCCUCCCUCUCCGUUAGAGGAUGCACAGAUGAUGAGCCGACGUUAAUUGAUGGGAUAGGGUCGCUCCUGCCAAAACCACGCUUGGCACAUAAUAGCCACUCACUCGUUUUUUAUGCCGGCAGCAUGAACGGAUUGGAGUCAGAAAACGCAGGAGUUGGCGGCAUCGGCGAAAACGCGGAGGAAAAGUAUCGCGCUUUAGCGUACGACACAGCGUUCAGCACUUUGUUGGCAGUGGCCGUGUAUGUGGUGGUGAAAGUGAGCCUGGACGGGAUAAGGCAGUGGCGGGCCAGGAUAUCUGUGCUGAUCGUGGGCUCGGGACCCGUGGGGCUGACGGCCGCGCUGGUCGCUGUCCGCUCCGGUAAGGUGCUGAAGCUGACCGUGCUGGAUGAGAGGUACCGGACAGCCCUGCUCUGCCGGCCCCAGCAGAUCGCCCUGGAUCCCCGCAGCGUGGAGUUUCUGCUGGGACUCGGGGUAGACUUUGAUAACAUGGAGGGCUGCUGGCACAACGAGCACUUCUUCACCAAGAUAGGGGUGUUUCAGGAGUACCUGCUGAGCAUCCUGGAGCAGAAGAAACAGAAGGUGGAGGUCAAGGUGCGGCUGGGCACCAAGUUCACAGAGGACUACCUGCGCAGGAUCCCGCACAAUGAUUGGCCUCGUGUGAUCGUGGUGGCUGAUGGGUCAUGUGGCGACUCCUGCUCUGUGCUGGGCAUCAGCUCCGACUACACUGUGGAGUCCUGCCAUGCCUACGGAGCUAAUGCAACUAUAGAGAGACUGGACCAGAGACAGGUGCCCACUCCAGAGAUCCGCGCCCACAGCCUCUACUUUGACCUGUCUGCUUACGGAGUGGAGGCUCUCAGAGAGCAUCGUAACCCCACAGCGAAGCCUGGCUUCCACCUGAAGAUCUAUGGCACCUUCAGAAAUCGCUACAUGGCCCUCGUCUGCCCUGCCACUGACACGAAGAUGGUUCGCUUCCUCAGGCACACUGCCAACUCCUCAAUCAUGAAGAACAUCUUCCACCAGUCCUUCAACGCCUAUAAGACGGACAUCGAGCCCCGUCUGAACGACCUGACGCUCCACCACAUGCAGUGCAGCCGGCGGCUCUUUGAGAUCCAGCUGUCACACAGACGCAUCAGCGCUGCGUACAUAGAGGGGGACAACGUGGCAGUCACUGUGGAGGGGGAGGCGGCGCGCGUCCUCAACUUUGACACAGGUUGUGGGGUAAAUCUGGGCAUGCGGGGUCUGGAAUCCCUUGGGACAUUCAUCUACAGGACAGCCACUGCUGUGGACCAGAACGACGUUCUGGAGGCGCUGUCAGCGAAGAUCCAGCACUCCCGACAGGUGGCUGAGACUUUCAAGCAGACAGGUCUGGCUCAGUCCAUGUAUGAGUGAAACAGACGAAGCAGACGACCUGCUGAAUGCAUAUCGCCACCUGGUGGUUUGAUGAAUCGUGAUGAUGGACAGAGGCAACGGGUUGUUUGUGUUUACAGUGCCAUGAGUCAUGAAUCAGAUGCUGGAAUGGACUGCUACUUAGUAUACGCUGAAUAAAACUGUGUUUUACUUGUAAACAGAUGUGGAAAAUGGAUGUAAAUCUGAGAGUAAGUUUGGCUGGCAAACAGUGAAAAUACUAGGAUGGUUCCCACAAAAUGGUCUUCAUCGAUGGAGAGGGAAAAAUGAAGAGCUUUUUGCCGUCUCGUACGCUACAUUCCCCCAGUUAAUAUGAAACAGUUACACAACAGAUAUUGCAGUUAGAAAAUAGUUUGUCUAUUCAAUAAUCAAAAAUAAUGCACAGGCAAUAGCCGUAUAUUCAUUAAAAUCAUCAAGGAUAACGCAUAAAGUUUUCAAAACUUAUUUUUAAAUGUGAUUCUCUUUUAAAAUAUAAGGAUAGGGGCACCACCUAUACUGGUUCACACGGUAGAGCACGUACCACAUAUGGGCCCUGGGUACGAGUCCAGCCUGAUCCCUUUGCUGCAUGUCACCCCCCCUUUCCCCUGCCUUUCCUGUUUCUCUCUACUGCUACUGUCAAAACAACAACAACAACAACAACAACAAAACAAUACAUAUAUGUACAACUUAUAUGAGGGUAGGAAAACAUGUCUAAUAAUGACCAAGUCUCAGAUCAUACAAAAAAACAUCAAAUAAAUGGUUAAUAUAACAAAUUGUGUCUGAAAAUGCAGGUGUGAGUGAGUGUGGAAAGGCAUGGAUCACAGAGGGAUCUGGCUUUAAUAGUAGCCAGAUUUUUUUUUU